AUGAUGGAAAAUUCACUUACUUCUGGCACUGAGAAUAUUGAAUUAAGUGGUUAUGGGUUGAAAAGAGUUCACCAAAGUUCUGGAAACUUAGGCUUGAUCUGGAUGGAUCAACAAGAUGGGCUUGAAGUUCUAGAUUCUCUCUCUGAUGAAUCUGAUCAAAUUUCUGGAGAGGAAGAUGAUUCUGUUGUACAGUUACUAUCGAAUGUAAAACGGGAAAAUAUGCAUUCAAGGAAUGCAGCGAAGUCGCGUCCACGGUAUGUGCGGAUUGUAAGUAAGCAGAUGGUUGGAAUAUAUGUAUCGGUAUGGGUGCGUAGAAGAUUAAGGAGACACGUAAACAACUUAAAAGUCUCUCCGGUUGGAGUUGGGCUUAUGGGAUACAUGGGCAAUAAGGGAUCUGUUUCAGUUAGUAUGUCUCUUUUCCAAUCACGGCUAUGCUUUGUCUGUUCUCAUUUAACCUCUGGUCAAAAGGAUGGGGCUGAGCAAAGGCGUAAUUCUAACGUUUACGAGAUUUUAAGGCGUACGCAUUUUUCAUCUGUCUUUGAUGUUGAUCAGCCACAGACAAUUCGAUCUCAUGAUCAGAUAUUCUGGUUUGGAGAUUUGAAUUAUCGCAUCAAUAUGUUGGACGCGGAAGUAAGGAAGCUUGUUGCGGAGAAGGACUGGACUGAGCUUCUCAACAGCGAUCAGUUAAUCAAAGAAUUAAGAAGUGGGCAUGUAUUUGAUGGGUGGAAAGAAGGGGUAAUAAACUUCGCACCAACUUACAAGUAUGAAAUCAACUCUGAUAGAUACAUCGGGGAAAACCCAAAAGAAGGAGAGAAGAAGAGAUCCCCUGCAUGGUGUGACCGUGUAUUAUGGUUAGGAAAAGGCAUAAAACAACUUUCUUAUAAGCAGGCGGACAUAAGACUGUCAGAUCACCGGCCUGUGAGUUCAACGUUCUUGGUUGAAGUUGAAAUCUUUGAUCAUCGCAAGCUCCAUAGAGCUCUUAAUUUCUCUACUGCAGCAGUACAUCCUGAUAUAUAUUUUCCAGAGUGA
Molecule: messenger RNA, 1029 nt
Organism: Fraxinus pennsylvanica
Lineage: Eukaryota; Viridiplantae; Streptophyta; Magnoliopsida; Lamiales; Oleaceae
Source: the annotation of a GenBank genome assembly